Molecule: messenger RNA, 417 nt
Organism: Aureobasidium vineae
Lineage: Eukaryota; Fungi; Ascomycota; Dothideomycetes; Dothideales; Saccotheciaceae
Source: the annotation of a GenBank genome assembly
AUGUCUACCGAGAAGAUUGAGCACACCAUGACCGAAGAUCGCGACAGUGGCAAUGGUUCGCCAUUGAGUCGUCAAAUGACUGUCGCACUCACACCCGAACAAUACGAAAGGUUGUUCUUCCAGCCUGAAGGACCCAAACGUGGAGACUUUUCCAAAAGAUUCGGUAUGGUCUUGCAUGCUACCUUUGUGUGGUCUUCAUUUCUAAUAUCGACAUANGCCAACCCUACUCUUCUUGGUCUGCUUGGCUUNUUAAUCCCAUACACAUCCACCAUCUUCACCCUUUGUGGUCUGCGAGGUGCCGUGGCACCCACCAGUCUCAUCGGCUUGAACGGUGACUACUACUUCCUCGGCGCCAUUGCGAUGAACCUCGCCGGAGUUGCAGAAUUCAUUCUUGGAAACAGUAUGUUGAACUCAUGA